AUGUUUACCUCCAUGUUCAUCCGUGAAGAUGACUUACUAAAACCAGGCACCAUUCAUGAACUGCAAUACUUAGGUCAAUCCGACCUCGGACCAUCCUUCAUGACAAGGGAUCAAGCUCACAAAUUACUAUUCACUUCAUCAAACUUGCCACAAGUAGUUUCAGCAUUUGUCAUUAACCCCGCCUCCAAAGAAGCAAAAUUGAUGCAGUCCACUUUGACUCGUUGUGAAGAUCCUCUCAAGUUUGGUCACCAUACAUGCGCUCCUUCUUUAGAAGAUAUGGUUGAUUUUGUUUCUUCAGAGUUCCACCCCUCAAAUCCAAGUGAAGAUCUUAAAGUCCUUGGUGUUACGGUCACCCCUCCCAUGCAAGUUAACCAAAGGUACCUCAUAAUCGGAGUAGAGAAAGUUGUCGAGAUUGGGAACCCUACAAUAGCUUGCCACAAGGCUGCAUUCCCUUACGGAGCAUUUAUGUGCCACCGUAUGGAGGGGGCCAGGGCUUAUCGCGUUGAACUCCAAAGCCUUGACAACAACAAUCUCAAAGUGGAUACAGCUCUUGUAGGUUGUCACCAUGACACUGUCAAAUGGAGUCCUUCCUACGCCGCUUUUAAGCUCCUUGAUCUCAAGCCUGGACAACCUAUCUGGUCAUUUCUUGCUUGCAGAUAA
Molecule: messenger RNA, 660 nt
Organism: Beta vulgaris subsp. vulgaris (sugar beet)
Lineage: Eukaryota; Viridiplantae; Streptophyta; Magnoliopsida; Caryophyllales; Amaranthaceae
Product: BURP domain-containing protein 5-like
Exons: 2
Coding region: 1-660 (219 amino acids)
Source: RefSeq, a predicted model, not a curated record